Molecule: messenger RNA, 576 nt
Organism: Phycomyces blakesleeanus NRRL 1555(-)
Lineage: Eukaryota; Fungi; Mucoromycota; Mucoromycetes; Mucorales; Phycomycetaceae
Exons: 2
Coding region: 1-576 (191 amino acids)
Source: RefSeq, a predicted model, not a curated record
AUGGUACCCAUUGCUCCUCCAGAUGAGUAUAGGUCCCCCUCUCCUCUUGACAUUCCAGGACAUAAUUCUGGCUUUCCCAAGUCAUCUUGGCUAUUGAAGAACCCUCAGUGGAGACUAGGUGUAUACAGAGUCUCAAGCAUUAGUUUCAAGAUACAGGACUCAAUGCAGAUCUAUGACCUCAUUAACUUUUUGGUAUACAAUCACUUGUUAGGGUAUAGUUUAGGGAAUAUUAAAAACCAUCAUACAGCAGCCCUCAAGUUACAUAGAGAUCCUACUUCCUUGCGUACUCAUAAAGACAUCCAUUCCUUAUUUGCUUGCUUGGCUAUAAUGGCCAUUCUGACUCAACAACACAAGACCCACAUGGACCUAACUCCAACUCUUUCCUUCCUUGCUUCGAUUCCAUCUCUUGCCUCCACAUCCCUUGCAGCACUAGCAUGGAAAACAGUCUUUCUGCUUGCCAUGACUGCCUUCCUCAGGCCCUCUGAUUUGAACUGCUUGCAGCUUACCUCGGCUUACCUCCAGACCAACACGGGAGCACUUGUGUUUGAUUUGCAUGCACCAAAGGAAUGCAGAUGA